Messenger RNA from Dovyalis caffra, 2652 nucleotides. The record is from the annotation of a GenBank genome assembly. Lineage: Eukaryota; Viridiplantae; Streptophyta; Magnoliopsida; Malpighiales; Salicaceae.
AUGUCAACAGAAACGAAGCCUGAUCAGAUCACUGGAAGUGUGAUUGCAAAAUUAAUGGGUCUUGAUGAACUGCCACCCCAGCAGCCUAUCCAAAAAAAACAAAGAGUGCUCUCUGAGAAUUAUCUACAAAGAGUUUCUUCUAUUGGCGUUAGAGAGAAACAUUCAGUACACAACUCAUGUAGGUUGAGUGGCGAAGAGCAGAAAGAUUAUAGUGAAGUCUUUCAAAUACUAGAAACAUUAAAGAGUCGCAAGCGCCACAGCAUGUCAGUUGCAAAGAAUAAAAUACGUUCGAGUUCCUCAGGGGCAAAAUUGAUGUUUACAAGUGAGGAAUUCAAGCAAUUGACAGAUGUUUCGAAGGAUACGAGGCUUCAAAGUUCAAAGGAAUGUCACGAUGCACAGGAAGUUAUUGAUUCAAAGACUGAUAAUUUUCCAAAAUAUUUCCAGGGACCAGAGUUUAACAAGAAAGCAAAUAAUCUGCAAGACAUCCCUCGUCUCUCACGGUCAGAGCGCAUUUCAGUCGUAAAGCCACUGUGUCCUUCUGACUGCAGAGAUAUUGGCAGGAGCAGGAAAUUUUGGAGGCUAAGUGAACAAGGAUAUGCAAGGAAAGUUGAAGAUGGCCUUGCGACAUAUUCUUGUGGAAAACUUGGCCUUGAAGUUGCUAAUGAGUUUCUUGGGUCACAAUUGGAUUUGAAUGAUGGAUCAUGCCUCCCCACUAGCAGGAUCGUUGUUCUGAAAUCAAAGCCAGGAAAGGCACAGAAUGCUGGAAGAUGUUUUUCAUCUACUGGUGCUAUCGAGGUUUUUCAUUUAGGUGAUCGGAAGCUUAAAGAGAUUCUCAACGUUCAGAAUGGGAAUUUGCAUGCUGAAGUGAAAGAAAGGAAGAACAUGGACUGUGAUUCAGGACCUGCAAAGUCAAGGUCUCGAUUUUCAAAGCAAAUAAGCAGAAAAACGACGUCUGAAAUUAGGGGUAGUGACACAUUGCCUAAAGAGUCUGAGUCAAUGAUACCUUCUUUGCCUGUUUUUUCUGAUAGGAAGAACCAAUUUCACCUUUCAGAUGAGCCAUAUCUGGCUCGGGAAGCCAAGAAGCAAAUCUCUGAAAGAUGGAAGACGACCAAAAAGUUUCAGCAGGUUGAACUGGUUAGUAGGAGCAAAACUUUGGGUGAAAUGCUUGCCAUCCCCAAUUGUGAAUCAAAGCCAAUAAAGUUUGCUUACAAUCCUGAUAACAGCGAUAAAGUCAUUUCUGACAGUGGAGGUGCAAACUCUAAUACUCCUUUAGGCAUAAGAAGUUCGGAAGUCUGGAAUGAUGGGCAUGUCAGAGACUUACCAAAAUCCAGAUCUCUUCUUGUGAAUUUUAAUACAGUUGCAAGUUCUAAAACCAUGACCAGGCAUAAAUCUCUUCAAAAGUCCAGCUGUAAGAUUUCUCCAUCAAUUCCUCAUCUGCCGUCAAAGAACAAUCAUUCUGCAGAAGCUGAUUACGAAAACAAAAUUGAGGUGAACGAUCCACUCAGCCAAAGUUCCCCGUUUAUUGGUUCAUCUGGACAAAACUAUCAGACCAUGCAAGACCCGUGGGUGACACAGGAGGAGCAAAAGAACGAAGGCAGUGAUGGGCAUCUAUUUGAACAGAAUUCUGAAGUUUGCAAAUCUUCAACGAGCAAUGUUUCUUCAAUCAAUGUGGAAGUUGAUACACUGGCGUCUGAUACUGAAACUGCAGUUCUGAAGAGGUCCCUGUUAUAUCAUGAGUUGCUUGAAUUGGAUCCUAACAACUGUGUCUCGCCAGUAAAAGAUGAAAAUUCUUCUCGUGACCCACCUACUUCAGUUCAACAGGAUAUAUCCACCAGAAUCUCUGAGAUAGAAUCUGUUUCUUCAUACUGCUCUGGCACUGACGGAGACCCAGAAUCUCUGACGAGCAUGGAGGAUGCUUAUCAACCUAGUCCAGAUUCCGUACUGGAACCAUUAUUCAAGAAAGAGUUUUCAUCUACCUCUGACUGUUUUGAGAGUGUCGGUGCUUCUUUACAUGGUUUACAAUCACAUCUUGAACUUAUGAAGUCAGAGGCAUCAGAAACAUUCUCAGAAGGAUCUGGGAUGAUGGUUUCUGGCGAUGAAGAUGCUGGGGAAGGAUCAGUGGAUGACUCUGAAGAAAAUGACAAGAAGAGAUUUUUCAGAGCUGAAGAGAGUAGGGAUUUCUCCUACCUGGUCGAUGUAUUGUCCGAGGCAGGUUUUGACAGUAGGAACCUGCAAACUGGCUUUGAUUCUUGGCACUCUCAAGAAUAUCCAAUAAGCUCUUCUGUCUUUGAGACCCUUGAGAAAAAGUAUGGCGAGCAGAUAUCUUGGAAGAGGUCUGAAAGGAGGCUCCUAUAUGAUCGUAUAAAUUCAGGGCUGAUUGAGAUUCUACAGCCAUCCAUUGGUGUGCCGACAUGGACAAAACCUGUAGCAAGAAGGUUUAGCUUUGGUCUGGGCCAGGAGAUGAUUGACGAGGAGUUGUGGAUGUUGCUGGUUGCCCAGGAAAAGGAAGCCGGCAAGGACUCUGGAAAGGUACUGGGGAAGGAUGACAGGUGGUUAGAGUUGAGUGAUGAUGUUCAGAUCAUCGUUAUAGAAAUAGAAAAUUGUUUGAUGGACGAGCUGGUUGCAGAUGUUGUUUGCAUGGAGAAUUUCUGA